UCUUGGAGUUCAAAAGUCAAAAUUUAUGCUCUCAAAAUUAACUCAAUUUUCACUCCGCACCGGAGUUUGUAUCAGAUGAAUAUGAAUGAACGACAAGGUCUCACUUUAUUUUGUUGGACGGUAAUGGAGGAACAGCUUACAGAACCCACGUUGCAAUCAAAACAAGUUCCUUACAGAACUGCAUGAGCUUCAAUGGCCAUAUCAUUAAGCACCAUCACCUUAUCCUCCACCUGCUUCGAGCAUGCUCCAAGGCUCCUUCCUUCAAAACCACAAAACCCCUUCAUGCUCUCACAAUUACAAUGGGUCCUGUUCCAAACCAGGCCAUAUUUGUGCAUAAUAAUCUCAUGUUCCAGUAUUCUUCUAUUGGGAUGUUAUUGGUGGCACGUGAUGUGUUCGACGAAAUGCCUUGCCGAAAUGUUGUAUCUUAUAACACGAUGAUUAGUGGGUAUAGCCGACUUGGUUUUGUGAAGGAAGCAUGGGAUUUGUUUUCGGAGAUGAGAGAUUGUGGUUUUGAACCGACCCAAUUCACAUUUGGUGGGUUAUUGUCGGUAGAGUUGUUGGAUGUUUGGCAGGGUGCUCAGUUGCAGGGGUUAUCCGUUAAAAAUGGAUUGUUUCAUUCUGGUGCUGUUGUGGGAACGACCUUGUUGGGGCUGUAUGGCAGGGAUGGAUGCUUUAAGGAAGCUCUACGGGUUUUUGAAGAUAUGUCUUGGAAAAGUUUAGUGACAUGGAAUUCGUUAUUGUCACUACUUGGUCGUAACCAACUUGUGGACGAAUGUAAGUUUAUGUUUUGUGAGCUUAUGUGUGGAGGGAUAGAACUGUCCAAGUUCUCUUUUGUGGGUGUUUUGUCUUGUUUUUCACGGGAAGAAGACUUGAAAUUUGGGCAAUUGUUACAUGGAAUUGUGAUUAAAAUUGGGUUUUAUUAUGAAGUUUUUGUUGUAAAUUCUCUGGUGAAUAUGUAUUUACAAUGUGGAGGCUUUUUCUUAGCUGACAAACUGUUUGAAGAGGUGCCUGUGCGGGAUGUUGUGACAUAUAAUUCAAUCAUUGGCGUGGGGGCAAAAGUCAAUAGACCUGAAAUAGCAUUAGAACUCUUUUAUACUAUGGUAUCAAAUGGACUAAUUCCUACUCAGGCAUCAUUUGUAAACGCUGUCAACUCUUGUAGUUGUCUUGAAAGUUCAAUUUAUGGGGAAUAUUUUCAUUCAAAGGCAAUUUGUUAUGCUCUGGAAUCUGAUGUAUUUGUGGGUACUGCUUUGAUUGACUUCUACGCUACGUUCAGAAAAUUGGAGGAAGCCCGUCACUGCUUUGAUGAGAUAGCUGAGAAAAAUUUGGUUUCUUGGAACGCUUUGAUUUCGGGUUACUCAAUCGAUUGCUACACUUCCUCGAUGUAUUUACUGAUAGAAAUGCUCCGUUUUGGUAAUCGACCGAAUGAAUUUACAUUUUCGGCCAUUAUGAAGACACUAUUAGCUUCAGAGUUAGCUCAGAUUCAUUGUUUGAUUAUAAGAAUGGGCUACGAGGAAAAUGAUUAUGUAUCAAGCUCUCUUGCUUCUUCCUAUGCCAAACAUGGUCUCAUAUCUGAUGUCCUGGCUUACAUCUCUGAUUCUAACAAACAGCCUUCUGUUGUGCUUUCUAACAUAGUUGCUGGAUAUUAUAAUAGAGUUGGUCUAUACGAUGAGACACAGAAAUUGCUUUGUCCACUUGAAGAACCUGACGUUAUAUCUUGGAAUAUUUUGAUUGAAGCUUGUGCCAAAAUGGAUAAUUAUUUCAAAGUUCUAGAACUUUUUAAAUGCAUGCUUGUACUCCAAAUCUACCCAGACAAUUAUACAUUCAUCUCCCUUCUGAGUGUUUGUGCUAAACUGUCCAACCUUGCUCUGGGCAGUUCAGUUCAUGGCGUUAUAAUAAAGACUGGUUUAGGUUGUUGUGAUACAUUCGUGUGUAAUCUGCUAAUUGACAUGUAUGGAAAAUGUGGAAGCAUUGAAUGUGCUUUAAAAAUAUUUGACAAAGUGAAAGGUAGAAACUUAAUCACAUGGACGGUUCUAAUCUCUGUCCUUGGAUUACAUGGCCAUACUUAUGAGGCGUUAAAAAGGUUUGCAGAAAUGGAGUUUUUAGGUCUUAAACCUGAUGGAGUAGCUCUCGGUGCAGUGCUUACAGCUUGCAAGCACGGUGGGCUUGUUAAAGAAGGAAUGGAGUUGUUUAGUAAGAUGAAAGUGAAAUAUGGGGUUGAACCAGAAAUGGAUCAUUAUCAAUGUGUGGUUGACUUGCUUUCUUCACAUGGACAUGUUGUGGAAGCAGAGAAGGUGAUUGCCUCCAUGCCUUUUCCCCCGGAUGCUCUUCUAUGGCGUACUUUCCUGGAAGGCUGCAAAAGACAAAGGACCUUAUAAGAACAUACAAGUGGCGUAGUUUAUCCACUCGAGGGACUGGCAUUGUAUCUUUGAAUAUUUUGUGGUAGUUUCGGGGAGACUACAACAAUGUGGUUUGCAGUUAUAUACUAGAGGCAAAACUGUUGUUUAAUCUGCAUCUGAAGGUUUGGAGUUAACCGCCACAUCGGUAAUUUUUCCUUCACAUGACGUAGUACUAAUGAUUAUCAACUUGCCUCACAAUGCUUUAACUUUCAUAAAAUCAAGCAAUGGUCCGCGGUUUGGCCUCCAGUCCUGUACUAUGAGGACCUUAGCACUAGAACAAAAUAUAGCGAUAAAACCUUCAGAUUUAGCAUUUCUGGAAACUGAUAUUAAAUGCAGGAAAAAUGUGCGCUGGUUUGAAAUUUGUAUUUCCUUUCUCUCAAGUGCAAAGGUAGAAGGAAGCUUGACUGCAAGACCCACCCAUCAAUUAAGCAUGCAUUAAAAUUUCUCCCCUUUCCUUAGCUACCAACCACCAUACUUCUCCUUGUUCCCCUUCAUCGCCGAAAUGACAGUUUCCAACUCUCUUCCAUGUGUGAUAUCGUGCUUGGAGGUGCAGAAAUGGAAGAUGAAGCGAAGUCGGAUUUUUGUCCCAUUUUGGGGACGAGGGCUCCAGUUUCUCGCUGAAAAGGGAAUUGAUUACGAAUAGGUUGAGGAGGAUUUGAGCAACAAGAGUCCUCUGCUUCUUGCUGAUAAACAUUGUUCACAUAAAAGGCCCUUAUUCUCAUCCACAAUGGAAAAUCCUUUGAAUAAAUUUUUUUAUUAUUUGUUGAGCUUAUGAAUGAAGUGUGGAAGAACGAUGUACCUCUAUUUUCAUUUAAUCCUACGAGAUGGCCCAAGCAAGGUUCUAGGUGCAUUUAUUUGAUGGAAAGUCUAGUGUCCUAGUAUCUUCUUUACCCUCUCUCCUAUUUUUGGGUGCUUAACGUGUAUUUGACGAUUUGCUUCAGCUGAACCCAUUUUUAGAUUUUGGAAAAAUUGCAGCUGCAUAAUGCUGGGUGAAAGAUAUGGACAACUUGUGGAGGCAAGAAACCAACAAGAAAGGAAUUUGUGAGUUUUGAAGCAAUUGUUUGAAGCAAUUGGAAGAGUUUUUUUCGGAGAGAGUCUUACUUUUGAGGGGAACAUGAUGAUAAAGAUGACACCAGAAGUAAAGAGUUGUUAAUUUACUUUUCAGACACCCGCCAAGAUCCACAUGACAUCACUUCUUUCAAAUUUUCAGGUGUUCUGUCCUUCCUCGUCUCCUUUCCUCUGGCUCAUGAGCUAAUUAAUGUUCAAGUUCAGUUACAGGGGUUUUGUUUUCGGCUAGCUUUACUAUUAUCAAAGCUUCUUUCUUAGAACUCAAGCAUACAGUUACACAACCUAUAGAACAGAUCCUGUUCACAAGUAAGGUCGUGUUAUCGAAGCUUCUCUCAUUUUCCAACUUUUAUGGGUCUUUACAAACUAGAGCACUCUAUGAACUCUUUGUUUAAGUAGGCUCUGCUUGUUCUUGUGUUAUCCCGCUUUAUUUUCUUGUGUUCUGUUAAUUUACCCUUACCUUAUUUGGAAAACGUUGUCUUGGGGGUUUUUCCAAUGGAGAUUUGAUCCCUGUUUUGCCUUAUAUGCCUUGAGAAAUCUCCCAAAUGGAUCUAGCACUCUGUUUUUCUCUACUUGGGUUUAUUGUUGCCUACUUUCUUAAAACAAGAUCGUUUCUUGUUUAAAUAUAUUUUCUUUCAAUUAGUCUAUCUA
This is a messenger RNA of Benincasa hispida (wax gourd), 4112 nucleotides long. RefSeq names its product Pentatricopeptide repeat (PPR) superfamily protein. Gene Ontology annotation, molecular function: protein binding; RNA binding. The record is from RefSeq and is a predicted model, not a curated record. Lineage: Eukaryota; Viridiplantae; Streptophyta; Magnoliopsida; Cucurbitales; Cucurbitaceae. Gene Ontology annotation, biological process: RNA modification.